AGAUAUCAACUGCACCAUUCUUGGUCUCUUGUGAUACUAAUACUAUCUGUUUCUUCUUACCUUCAAAAAUGUCCAUCUCAAUCCUCUGCUUCUGCUUUGUUUUGAUUCUCCCUUGUGUCUACUCACUUCAUUUUAAAAUAACUCGUUUCAACCAAGACAGUCCCGAAAUAGCAUACCAAGGAGACGCAAGAGCAAACGGAGCUGUUGAGCUUACCAACAUCGACUACACUUGCAGUUCCGGCUGGGCUACUUAUGGCAAGAGGAUUCCUCUGUGGGAUCAAGAGAUCGGCAAGCCUUCGGAUUUCACUACACGCUUCUCCUUCAGGGUUGACACUCGUGGUGUUAUGUACGGUAACUACGGCCAUGGCUUCGCUUUCUUUAUAGCUCCUGCAGGGAUCCAAAUGCCUCCCAACUCAGCUGGUGGUUUCUUGGGUCUGUUUAAUGAAACCAACGAUAAGUCUUCUUUUUACCCGCUUGUUCAUGUCGAGUUCGACACGUAUAGCAAUCCAGAAUGGGAUCCUCUCGACAUGAAGUCUCAUGUGGGAAUCAACAACAACUCUCUUGUUUCUUCUAACGCAACUUCUUGGAAUGCGACCUCGCAUAGCCAAGAUAUAGGCCGUGUGACGAUCUUCUAUGAUUCAUCCAGAAGAAACUUGAGCGUCUCUUGGAGUUAUGACACAACAUCUGAUCCUAAUGAGAACUCGAGCUUAUCUUACAUCAUUGAUCUUUCGAAGGUGAUGCCAUCAGAAGUCACUAUUGGAUUCUCCGCGACAUCUGGAGGGGUCACUGAGGGGAAUAGACUUGUGUCGUGGGAGUAUAGUUCAACCCUGGAGCUGAGAGUUAUCAAGAAAGUUCGAAACGACAGGAAGGGGAUGAUCAUCGGUGUUUCAGUCUCUGUCUUUGUUUUGCUGACCUUCUUUGUUGUCUUCUUGAAACGAAAGCAGCAGCAGAAUAAGAAAGCUGAGGAGAAAGCAAACUUGAGAUCGAUAAAUGAUGAUCUUGAAAGAGGAGCAGGACCAAGAAAGUUUUCUUACAAAGAUCUUGCAUCAGCUGCCAACAACUUCUCAGAUGAUAGGAAGCUUGGGGAAGGAGGGUUUGGAGCGGUGUAUAAAGGCUACUUAAGCGGGUUAGAUACGAUGGUUGCGAUAAAGAAGUUUGCGGGCGGGUCUAAGCAGCAGGGGAAAAGAGAGUUCAUAACGGAAGUAAAGAUCAUCAGCAGUUUGAGACAUCGAAACUUAGUGCAACUUAUUGGCUGGUGUCAUGAGAAAGAUGAGUUUCUAAUGGUAUACGAGUUCAUGCCAAACGGUAGCCUCGACGCCCAUCUCUUUGGUAAGAAGCCUCGUCUCGCUUGGGGCGUGAGGUGCAAGGUAACUUUAGGUAUAGCCUCUGCUCUGCUGUAUCUUCACGAGGAGUGGGAGCAGUGUGUUGUCCACAGAGACAUCAAGGCGAGUAAUGUGAUGCUCGAUUCCAAUUUCAAUGCCAAGCUCGGUGAUUUCGGGUUGGCUAGGUUUAUGGACCACGAGCUUGGUCCGCAGACUACAGGGUUAGCGGGAACGUUCGGUUACAUGGCUCCUGAGUACAUAAGCACAGGAAGGGCGAGUAAAGAGUCUGAUGUUUACAGCUUUGGAGUUGUUACGUUAGAGAUUGUUACAGGAAGAAAAUCAGUAGAUCCGAGACAAGGAAGAGUUGAGCCUGAGACAAGCCUUGUGGAGAGAGUGUGGGAUCUGUACGGGAAAGGAGAAGUGAUCACAGUUGUGGAUGAGAAACUGAGGAUCAAUGAUGGUUUUGAUGAGAAGCAGGCAGAAUGUCUUAUGGUUGUAGGGUUGUGGUGUGCUCAUCCUGAUAGGAACUCGAGGCCUUCGAUUAAACAAGCCAUCCAAGUGUUGAAUCUUGAAGCACCGUUGCCUCGUCUUCCUAUCAAAAUGCCUGUUGCAACUUAUCGUGUCUCAUCUUCGAGUACUGGAACAUCGGUGGUGAGCUCUGGUGGUGCUGCUACUGCAACGUUUUCAAGUGCUCAGCUUGGUCGUUGAGCAGAUCUCUGUUGACUGUAAUAUGCU
This is a messenger RNA of Brassica oleracea var. oleracea, 2057 nucleotides long. Its product is annotated as L-type lectin-domain containing receptor kinase IX.1-like. Bases 69 to 2030 code for a protein of 653 amino acids. Gene Ontology annotation, cellular component: plasma membrane. The transcript has a single exon. Gene Ontology annotation, biological process: protein phosphorylation. NCBI's taxonomy places the organism in Eukaryota, Viridiplantae, Streptophyta, Magnoliopsida, Brassicales, Brassicaceae. The record is from RefSeq and is a predicted model, not a curated record. Gene Ontology annotation, molecular function: ATP binding; protein kinase activity; carbohydrate binding.